Molecule: messenger RNA, 737 nt
Organism: Thamnophis elegans (Western terrestrial garter snake)
Lineage: Eukaryota; Metazoa; Chordata; Lepidosauria; Squamata; Natricidae
Gene: CRYAB
Product: crystallin alpha B
Exons: 3
Coding region: 1-525 (174 amino acids)
Biological process (GO): protein refolding; response to heat
Molecular function (GO): structural constituent of eye lens; protein folding chaperone
Source: RefSeq, a predicted model, not a curated record
AUGGACGUCACCAUCCACCACCCCUUCUUCCGCAGACGGCUCUUCCCCGGCCCCUCGCCCAGCCGCCUCUCCAGCCAACAUUUCGGGGAGCCCACCAUGGAAUCCGAACUCUUCGCGGGCAGCUGGCCCCUGGGCUCCUUCCUGGCGAGGCCCUUCGCCUUCAGAAACGCCGGGUGGAUAGACAGUGGACUCCCCGAGAUGCAUUUGGACAACGCUAAGUUUUCCGUCAACCUGGACGUGAAGCAUUUCUCACCGGAGGAGCUGAAGGUCAAGGUUUCGGGGAACGUGAUUGAGGUCCAGGGGAAGCACGAAGAACGCCAGGACGAACAUGGCUUCAUUGCCCGCGAGUUCAACAGGAAGUACAGAAUCCCAGCCGACGUGGACCCUCUCACCAUCACCUCCUCCCUCUCCUCGGAUGGCGUCCUGACAGUGAACGGACCAAGGAAACUCAAGGAAGUCCCGGAGCGCAGCAUCCCCGUCACGCGGGAAGCAACAUCGGCCCUCCUCCCAGGACCAAGGAAAUGAAGAGACCCUCGGAGACCCCAACCCCCUUUUUUUAUAUGCCAAAGAAAGCCUCUCUCUAGGACAGAAACGGCAAAGCGAAUCUUCUUCUUUAUUUCUCUGUGCAAAGAUAGGCACGCGAGCUUUUUUUAGUAACAAAUAAAACGGGGGGGGGCAGCUUCUCCCCUCAAUCUUCACGGCCAGCUGCAAUCUUAGCUAAGGCUCGGAGGUCCUGA